Messenger RNA from Nicotiana tabacum (common tobacco), 1682 nucleotides. RefSeq names its product putative ADP-ribosylation factor GTPase-activating protein AGD8. Gene Ontology annotation, biological process: COPI coating of Golgi vesicle. Gene Ontology annotation, molecular function: GTPase activator activity. NCBI's taxonomy places the organism in Eukaryota, Viridiplantae, Streptophyta, Magnoliopsida, Solanales, Solanaceae. The record is from RefSeq and is a predicted model, not a curated record.
CUCUCUGCUUUUGUGUGUUUCCUCUCUGUUUUCUCAUUUCUGUACGUUCCCUGAGGAGGCUUUUCUCUCUCUCUCUCUCUCUUAACACAUCCUCCUCCUCUCGGAACUUCAUUCACUCACUCUCUCUCUCUCUCUCUCUCUCUCUUAACACAUCCUCCUCCUCUCGGAACUUCAUUCACUCUCUCUCUCUCUAUAUAUAUUUUCUCUCUCAACAGCCAUGUCUUCCGAUAACUUCACCGACAAAAACGCCGUCUUCCGCAAGCUCAAAGCCAAGCCGGACAACAAGAUGUGUUUUGAUUGCAAUGCGAAGAAUCCUACGUGGGCGUCGGUUACGUAUGGGAUCUUCUUGUGUAUUGAUUGUUCGGCGACGCAUCGUAGCCUUGGUGUUCACAUCAGUUUUGUUAGAUCAACAAAUUUAGAUUCAUGGUCUCCAGAGCAGUUAAAGAUGAUGUACUUUGGUGGAAACAACCGUGCUCAAGUUUUUUUCAAGCAGCACGGAUGGACGGAUGGCGGCAAGGUUGAAGCCAAGUAUACCUCCAGGGCUGCUGAAUUGUAUAAACAAUUACUAUCAAAAGAAGUUGCUAAAAGUAAAGCAGAGGAUGCAGGUUUGCCAGCAUCGCCUUUUGCCUCUCAGGCUGUGCAGAGUACGAAUGGAUUUUCUGAUGUUAAGACUAGUGAAGCUCCAAAAGAAACCUCAUCAUUUAAGGAAGAAACUCCUGCUUCGCCCAAAGCAUCACAAUCAGUUGUUACUACUUCAAUUAGGAAACCUAUAGGUGCAAAGAAAUCUGGGAAGCCAGGUGGUGGACUUGGAGCUCGGAAACUUACUAAAAAGCCAAGUGAAAGUCUCUACGACCAGAAGCCUGAAGAACCGCCUGUUCAAGUUUCUUCCUCCAAUUCUACAAGUAAUGCAUCAACUGUUGGUUCAUCAUUCGCAUCUCGCUUUGAGUACACAGACAAUGUCCAACCCGCUGAGAUGAGUUCUGGAGGCCCUCGUGUUCUUAACCAUGUAUCCCCUCCAAUGUCCUCCAGCUUUUUUUCGGACUACGGAAUGGACAGCGGUUUCACAAAGAAGACAAGUUCAAAUUCGUCAAAAGUUCAAAUUGAGGAAACUGAUGAAGCAAGGAAGAAGUUUUCUAAUGCAAAAGCCAUUUCAUCUGCCCAAUUCUUUGGUGAUAAGAGCAAAGCUGAAAUGGAAGCCUCAGUUUCUCUGCAGAAGUUCUCGGGUUCAAGUGCCAUUUCAAGUGCAGACCUUUUUGGUAACGAUGAUAGAGCAGAUUUGGACCUCACUGCUGGUGAUCUCAUUAACCGGCUCUCUUUCCAGGCACAGCAGGACAUCUCCUCUCUGAAAAAUAUUGCUGGAGAAACUGGAAAGAAACUUGGCUCCUUGGCAGCAACCUUAAUGUCCGACUUUCAAGACAGAAUCCUGUGAGGAAGUCACCUUGUGUUUAAAGUCGAGAUUUGUAUGAAUUUUUUUCAGAAAAUGAAAAUAAGAGUAGAACUCAUAGGUUUUUGAGGAAGCUGGUCUUGUCUUAUUAAAAAUUUCGUUAUGUAUGUUUUUCUUUUUCUUUAUUUAGUUCUUGAUAAGGUUCAUAGAGCUUUGUUAAACAUUUUACUGUGUACUAGACUGCGUCCGAGUUGUGAAAUCAGCGAAUUGUAAACUAGUGAAAACUAUUUCUCUUUAU